This is a messenger RNA of Balaenoptera acutorostrata (minke whale), 1825 nucleotides long. RefSeq names its product MKKS centrosomal shuttling protein (gene MKKS). The record is from RefSeq and is a predicted model, not a curated record. NCBI's taxonomy places the organism in Eukaryota, Metazoa, Chordata, Mammalia, Artiodactyla, Balaenopteridae. Gene Ontology annotation, molecular function: ATP binding. Gene Ontology annotation, biological process: intracellular transport; cilium assembly; developmental process. Bases 21 to 1733 code for a protein of 570 amino acids. The transcript is spliced from 4 exons. Gene Ontology annotation, cellular component: cytoplasm; kinociliary basal body; nucleus.
AAAUUACCACCUGAAGUAAGAUGUCUCGUUUAGAAGCUAAAAAGCCCUCAUUCUGUAGAAGUGAACCACUGACAAGCGAACGAGUGAGGGCCACCCUCUCUGUCUUGAAAGGCAUCGUCACAUCGUGCUAUGGCCCGGCAGGCAGGCUGAAGCAGCUGCACAACGGCCUGGGGGGCUCUGUGUGCACAACCUCCCAGUCGGCAGCCCUCCUCGCCAACCUGCCAGUCACCCAUCCCAUUUUAAAGAUACUGACAACUUCUGUGCAGAAUCACGUGUCCUGCUUCAGUGACGGCGGCUUAUUCACAGCCAUUCUUUGCUGCAACUUAGUUGAAAAUGUUCAGAGAAUAGGUUUGACACCCACCACUGUCAUUAAGUUAAAUAAGCAGCUUUUGAGCCUCUGCACCAGUUACCUAAAAUCCGAGGCCUGUGGUUGUCGAAUCCCAGUCAACUUCAGUAGCACUCAGAUCCUCCUCUGUUUGGUGCGUAGUAUAUUAACAAGUAAACCUGCCUGUAUGCUCACCACAAAGGAAAUCGACCAUAUCAGUACUUUGAUUCUGAGAGCCUUUCUGCUUAUAAUUCCAGAAAAUGCCCAAGACCACAUCAUUUUAGGAAAGAGUAUAAUUGUCCCUUUAAAACGUCAAAGAGUUAUAGAUUCUACUGUGUUACCUGGAAUACUUAUUGAAAUAUCAGAAGUUCAAUUGAUGAAGAUAUUACCUAUCAAAAAAUCAGAUUCCUUCAAGGUGGCACUCUUUUGUGUGUCUUUAUCCGGAGACCUUUCUGAUACUGGAGAAGGAAAUGUGGUGGUGAGUUACGGAGUUUCUCUUGAAAUUGCAGUCCUGGACCAGUUGCUUAACCUAGGAAGGCAGCUAGUUAGUGAUCACGUAGAUCUCGUCUUGUGCCAAAAAGUUAUACACCCAUCUUUGAAGCAGUUUUUCAGAACGCAUCAUGUUAUUGCUGUAGACAGAGUUGGAGUGGCUGUGAUGGAACCCCUGAGUAAAGUGACAGGAACAAGGCCUAUUGGUUCCUUGGACUCAAUCUCUCCCAGUAGUUAUGGAAGUGUGAAAGAUUUGUGCACUGCAAAAUUUGGCUUUAAACAUUUUUUUCAUAUUAUUCCUAAUGAAGCAACUGUCUGCAGCUUGCUUCUCUGCAACAGAAAUGACACAGCCUGGGAUGAACUGAAGCUCACAUGUCAAACAGCACUGCAUGCUUUGCAGUUAACAAUCAAGGAACCAUGUGUUUUAUUAGGAGGUGGCUGUACUGAAACUCAUUUGGCGGCAUAUAUCAGACACAAGACACGUAGCGAGCCAGAAGGCAUUCUUAGAGAUGACGGAUGCACCCAGACAGAACUCCAGCUGAUCACUGAAGCAUUCUGCAGCGCACUCGAAUCCCUCGCUGGCUCUUUAGAACAUGACGGAGGUGAAGUUCUCACUGACGGGAAGUAUGGACACUUUUGGUCAGUUCAGGCUGAUUCUCCCUCUGUUGUGAACUGGCCAGAUUUGCUUUCAAGAUGUGGCUGUGGGCUGUACAGCAGCCAGGAAGAACUUAGCUGGUCCUUCUUAAGGAGUGCUCGUCCUCCUUUUGUGCCUCAAACCUGCCUUCCAUGUGAAGCCACGGACUCAGCCGGCAACCUGACGUUGGACUGUUUUACUGCAAAGCUUAGUGGCCUACAGGUGGCUGUGGAGACUGCCAAUUUGAUUUUGGAUCUUGCAUAUGUCAUUGAAGAUAAAAACUGAUGUAAGGGAAAAUAGCAUGUUUGUAUUACAAAAAGAAAAACUAGUGACGUGUCAAUAAAGAAAAAUAUUGAGUGUAUGUGUUCUCUCUCAAA